AUGAACGGCAGUACAGGACUGUCACGCUCCGACAAGGUGUCGGCGAUUUCUGCAGCAUCACCUACAGCAUCGAGUUCCAGUCCGCGCGUGUAUAUUCCGGUGUCGCCGAAUACAUUGAGUCCGAGAUCUGCUGAAGCUGUUGGCGAUUCGAGCACACUUGGUAGCGGCAGCGGACUCGUGAGUUCUAUCAAGAAUUUUAAGCGCAAGAAGAACGCUCGAGAGCGGCUUCACCCUCUAGAGAGCGAGUCUCCGCGCUAUCCACGACACUACCAGCAGCAGCGGCAUCUUCCAGUUGUUCCAUCGUCGCCAUCCCGUUAUCCUGAUUCACCUCGUGCACCAAAAGGAGCUCUCGAAGACUCGGAUGAUGAAGUGAUCCAGUUGAAGCGGUUGAACGCCCACCUGGCAUCGGGCGAGACGGUUGAAGAGUGGAUCCGGUCGUACGAAGUGGAGCGUGGCAACUUCGCUUCGUUCGCUAUGUUCACUGAGGUCAAGCUGGACGAGGUGCAGGAGGGAUAUGUGGAGCAAGUCGGCCGACCGAAUGCCGUGGAAGCAGCAGCGUGCUGUGCCACGCUGCUGAAGAUGCUAGGCAUCGUUGGGUGCUACCGAACGUUGUUGGAGAAAAUGGUGGCGGGGAUCCAAGGCGCCGUCUACCUUCCAGACGCCUCAUUGUCGUCCAUAGUCACGGACGCAACCUCGCCGGACGCGAUGUUCGCGCUCGUGCAGAGUUUUUACUCCCGCACUCCGUACUUUGAGCGCGUUCGCGAGCUGAAGAAGACGCUUCUAGCAAGUCGGAGUAUCACGGAUCCGACUGUGCUGCGAGCAGUUAGCGUGGAUGAUGUGGCUCGAAUCUUCCAGUACGUUCCAUUCGCUCACGUCCAAGCGGGGAUCGCAAAGGUCUACGCCACCAACUCAGCCAAGCUGGAUCAGCUUAGUGCGCAGAUCUGCCGCGCUAUCACUCACAACGCCGCAAGUUUCAGCUCCAGCGGCCGAGACAUGAUCCUCUGUGCUAUCGUGGGGUUGGUAGACGCCGACUCGUUCCGAGCACUUCGAUCUUCACGGGAAGAUGUGCUUUUUGCAUACUUGACCUUCACUGAAGGCAUGGAUCAGCUGGAGCUUGUCGUGGACGCGCUGCCUAAUGCGGGCGAGUCGCUCUUCCGCUUGUACCUCGCUACGUGCUCUAGCAGGGUCGGAGAUCUACCGGACGAGAAGACAUUGGGAGGUGAGAUGGUGCCGCGUCCUAGUCCCAAGGACGUGUUCUUCUUGAAGCUGCUGAGCCCCGACAUGGGGUUUUUCUUCUUGAGCGACCUCGAGAAGAACGACAAUGAGCGCAAGGCCCGGAAGCUACGACGAGCCAGCGUGAACGCGUCGGACUUUGACAUUGAGAUCGAAGAAGACACGACCGACGGGCGGCCUAUGUCCCAGUCGUCCACAGCAGCAUCGAUCGAGCGCUUCCAGAUUAUCAUGCUGAACUACCUGCGGCACCACAGCUUAUCCAGCGCCCAACUACUGCAGCUUGUAUCCAACACGUUCUUGUUGAUGCUGGAAGAGAAGGAACUCAGCCAGCUCAUUGACAAGCUCUGGCAGUAG
Messenger RNA from Phytophthora sojae, 1587 nucleotides. RefSeq lists its product as hypothetical. Lineage: Eukaryota; Oomycota; Peronosporomycetes; Peronosporales; Peronosporaceae. The record is from RefSeq and is a predicted model, not a curated record. The transcript is spliced from 4 exons. Bases 1 to 1587 code for a protein of 528 amino acids.